AUGGUUACUGAGAACUGAGGUAAUUGUGUGCAUUCAGUCAUUCGUGGUUUGGAGUUAUGGGAAGCAUUGGGGAGGUUUGGGGGAGGUUGAAGCCCUACUUGGCCAUGGUGUUCUUGCAGUGUGGAUAUGCAGGCUUGUUUGUGGUCUCUGUUGCCUCGCUCAAGCGAGGGAUGAGCCACUAUGUGCUGGUCGUGUAUCGGAAUGCCGUGGCUACCAUAGUCAUUGGCCCGUUCGCCUUGUGGCUCGAAGGGAAGGUGAGGCCUAAGAUGACACUCAAAAUCUUCCUCAAGAUCAUGGCUCUUGGAAUUCUCGAGCCUGUUCUCGACCAAAAUUUGUACUACAUGGGCACAAACUUCACCUCCGCGAGCUUUGCCUCCGCUCUCUACAACAUCUUGCCGGCUAUCACAUUCGUGUUUGCCAUCAUCCUAAGAAUGGAGAAGAUACAAAUCAAAAGCCGGCGCAGCCAAUUGAAAAUCAUUGGAACUUUGAUAACAGUGGCCGGCGCACUAGUCAUGAUCCUCUACAAAGGACCAAUUGUUGAUUUUGCAUGGAGCAAAGGAAGGAACCACCACACCGAGGCCGGUGCGCACAACCAAACUCGCUGGCUCAUUGGCACAUUCAUGAUGAUCGUUAGCUGCUGCUGCUGGUCUGCAUUCUUCAUUCUCCAAUCAAAUACCUUGGAGGAGUACCCUGCAGAGCUGUCACUGACCACCUUGAUCUGUGGCAUGGGCACAGUGCUUGCAAGUGCAGUUGCUCUGGUGAUGGAAAGAGGAGCCAAGCCUUGGGCUAUUGGCUUUGACACAAUGCUCUUCACUGCUGUUUACUCUGGAGUGAUGUGCUCUGGGGUUGCAUAUUAUCUGCAAGGAGUGGUGAUGAAGGACAGGGGCCCUGUGUUUGUGACUGCCUUCAACCCUUUGUGCAUGAUCAUGGUGGCUGUGCUGGGCUCUGUCAUUUUAGCAGAAGAGAUUUCCUUGGGAAGGGUAAUUGGUGCUGUAAUUAUAGUGAUUGGCCUUUACUCUCUCAUAUGGGGGAAGAACAAAGACCACUUAACCCAAUCUGCCACUCACAUGGAGGCAAAGGAAGAGGCACCUGAACUACACAGAGCUUCAAAGGAUACACCAUCAUUGAGCUCAUUGGAGUGUGUUACAGUUGUAGGCAUUUCAUCCUCAGAGAACUCAUAAGGCAUGGAGUUCCUUCAAGCUCAAUGACUAAUAGCAACUAGAACAACUUUUGAGUUGUUCCUAUGCAACUAGUGAUUGUAUAAUUGCGUGUGUGUAUAUAUAUGUAUAUAUAUCUAAACACAUAGAUGUUAAUCAAAUAAAUUAUGAGCUUUGAGCUCUCACAAUGAAGUAUUCCAAUCUGGGACUUGUUUUAAAAUUUUAAA
Zingiber officinale is the source of this 1384-nucleotide messenger RNA. RefSeq names its product WAT1-related protein At1g21890-like. NCBI's taxonomy places the organism in Eukaryota, Viridiplantae, Streptophyta, Magnoliopsida, Zingiberales, Zingiberaceae. Gene Ontology annotation, cellular component: plasma membrane. Gene Ontology annotation, molecular function: transmembrane transporter activity. The coding region runs from base 57 to 1181 and encodes 374 amino acids. The transcript is spliced from 7 exons. The record is from RefSeq and is a predicted model, not a curated record.